This is a messenger RNA of Bactrocera latifrons, 835 nucleotides long. RefSeq lists its product as uncharacterized. Bases 1 to 786 code for a protein of 261 amino acids. The record is from RefSeq and is a predicted model, not a curated record. The transcript is spliced from 3 exons. Lineage: Eukaryota; Metazoa; Arthropoda; Insecta; Diptera; Tephritidae.
AUGUUGCAGUCUUAUCUCCAUCGUCGAGUUAUUUUACGAUUAGACUGGUUUUGGCCCGUCUACAAUGGUACUGCAGGAAACCAUACUGCUGUUGAGCUUSAUAACAAAGGCGUUUCUGAGUCAAUUACCGCGGAAUGUGAACGGCCCGGAGAUGGAACUAUAUUCCAUAGGCAACGCACGGCCACACACGUCGAUAGUGACUCGCCAGAAGAUUCCGGUGGUUAUAAGGUUCUUAAUCAACCACUUUAUGAUCCCUCAGCAAGUGAAUACUACGAGCKUUGUCUACGCCGAAUGAUACUGCUCUAUCCGGAAGAGGGUUGGGCGCGCACGGCCUCCUCCAGUUACUGGACCAUCACACCUUGUUGGUGGCAACCGAAUCGCUGYCGCAUCGAAGAGUUUACCGGCACACAACGGCAAUCGACCAAAGCUAAAAUGAUGCCGCUCGAACAGAAGGGUUCACUACUCAUCGCCGGACAUUUUCGCAGCAAAAAAGCGUUGACUGGCGGCAGUCCGUUGGGCGGCCGCACUUGUAUGGACUGUGUAGAUGAUGGUGAUGGUGGUGGCGUUCAUGGUGAUGGCGCGGCUAGCGGUAAAGAGCCGGAAAUUGACGAAUUCAAACUGUAUCUGACUUCGAAUAUCUCGAUGGAAGACUACAAUAUGGGCUACUGUUUGACCGGUUUUGUGGAGCGACGCUGCCAUCAAACCAACACAUACCAAAUGACCCACUUCGCCGUCAUCAAACGGCAAUGGCCGUCCAUUAGCAGUGCAGUUGCAAAGUCAACGUAAUUAAAUCAAAACUUUUACAUUAUUUAUUUAUACAUAGUGCGAGAGGUGC